AUGGCUAGAAAGAAGUCCGCAGCUAAAAAGGCCAAGGAGGCUGCUGCACGUGCUGAAGCAGAUGCUCCAACUAAGAACGAUGUUCAGAAGGUUGAACAGCCACCCAAGAAGGCUGAGCCUGUCAAUGAGAGUGGUGACGAGGAAGACUCAUCAUCAUCUGAAGAGGAGGAUGAGUAUGGUGAAUUGUUGACUGAAAAUGUCGAAAGCUCCAUUCAGAAUGUCUUAAGUGCUUUGAAGAGUGAUCCUAAGAAACUUCUAGACCCAGAUGCUAAAUUUUUCAACGAAAACGAUGUGGAGGUGUUGAAGAAGGCCAAGGACAAGCCAUUAUACUUGAAAGACUACCACCGUCAGGCUUUGUUGCUGGGUGAUUACAAGAAAGAAGAUGGAGACAAUGAGUACGAUACUGUUGAUGGCGAGAAACCAUUUGUGAUCACCGAAAGGGAAGAAAGAAACCAGCUUCUUGAUGAUAUCAAGAAUGCUUUCGAUGGAGAAGAGGAAGACGACGAAGAAGAUGACGGAUUUUUGAAGAAGAAGGAGAAACUGAAAGCAUCUAAGGAAGCUGUAUCGCAGCUUCCUGAUCCAAGCAGAUCUGCAGAGGAGUUCUUGAGUGCUUUUCUUGAUAGAAAGGCAUGGGUUCCAACUGAAAAGGAUAAGGUCAUCAACUUGGACAGGAUUGAUAAUGAAGACGAGCAGGACUUUGAUGACGCUGUUGAUGAGUUGGAAAGAGCUUACAACUUCCGUUAUGAGGAUCCAAACUCGGCAGAGAUUGUGUCUUACGCUCGUAACCAAGCCACGGUAAGAAGAGCUAAGACGAAUGCCAGAAAGAAGGAGAGAGAGAGAAAGCACCUCGAGAAGGAAAAGCAAAGUGCUGAUGUUGAAAAAGCCUUGCAGAAGAAGAAGACUGAAAAGUUGAACAAGGUUGUUGACAGACUUAAGAAAAUCAAAGAGGCUGUCGGUGAAGAUAUCAGCAAUGACGUUAUCGAGAACAUUUUUGGCGACUCUUUGUUGAACGACGACUUCGAUGAUGCCGACUGGGAUGACAAGAUGGCCCAAGUGUUUGACUCGCAGUAUUACGAUGCUGAAAUUGCCAAACCCGAAUGGGAUGAAGACGACGAAAUAAUGGGCGAGUUCCACGCUGCUAAGGCUGAAGAGGAGGAGAAUGAUGCCGAAGAAGCCGAGGAUAUUGAAGAAGCCGAGGUUGCUGAGGAGAAGCCCACGAAGAAAUCAUCUAAGAAGGAGAAAUUGAAGGAGAAGAAAGAGGCCAAGAAGCUGAAGCACAACAUUAGAGAAGAGGCCGAGAAGAUCGUUGAAGCCAACAAGCUCAAAAUCAGAGACGAGGUCGAAGAAGAGAGAGGUCGUUCAAAGGAUGCCGACCCUAACAAGUUCAAGUACAGAGAAGUCUCUCCAGAAACUUUCGGUUUGUCAACUAGAGAAAUUCUUUUGGCAGACGACCUGGCAUUGAACCAAUUCGUUAGCAUCAAGAAAUUUGCACCUUACAGGCCGAAGGAGCAGGCUCUUAAGGAUAAGAGAAAGUUCGCAAAGAAGAAGCAUCUACAGCAAUGGAGAAGAGAUAUCUUCAAGAACAAGGAGGGCCCAGCAAGACAACCUGGCGAGGAAGAUGGUGAGAUUUGGAUUCCAAAUGAAGACGAGGAACAAGAGAGACCACGCAAGAAGAGCAAGAAGUCAAAGAAGUAA
Molecule: messenger RNA, 1695 nt
Organism: Candidozyma haemuli
Lineage: Eukaryota; Fungi; Ascomycota; Pichiomycetes; Serinales; Metschnikowiaceae
Exons: 1
Coding region: 1-1695 (564 amino acids)
Biological process (GO): endonucleolytic cleavage in ITS1 to separate SSU-rRNA from 5.8S rRNA and LSU-rRNA from tricistronic rRNA transcript (SSU-rRNA, 5.8S rRNA, LSU-rRNA)
Cellular component (GO): nucleolus; 90S preribosome
Source: RefSeq, a predicted model, not a curated record